Molecule: messenger RNA, 1861 nt
Organism: Bursaphelenchus okinawaensis
Lineage: Eukaryota; Metazoa; Nematoda; Chromadorea; Rhabditida; Aphelenchoididae
Source: the annotation of a GenBank genome assembly
AUGAUUUUGAAGAACAAAAAGGCAUCUUACGGUAAGACCGUUUACAGGGUAGAGCUACAAGUUUAUAUUAUGCGCAAAACAGGUUUUUUUGAUAAUCAGACGAUAUUUCUUCAUUAUAAUCUAUUUUUUACAAAUUUAUAUCUUGUUCUAUACCUAAAAUUCGUGUUUAAAGGUGACGAGGUACCACCAGCAUAUCAGGCUACCAAAUUCGGGCAACUGUUUUCUGAUUAUAUCUUAAAUUCUAAUCAUUGUAAUAGUAAGGACUGUCAAGUAAAUCAAGAUGAUAUGUUAUGGUAUGUUCCUAUGGCCAAACAACCAACUACUAACCUGGCAGUGGGUCAGCAAGUUCUACAAGUCUUCAGAAGGUCUAGUCCCAACAAACCGGCGUGUUUUGAUGAUAACGUCAAUUGGGAAGAAACUGUUUGCUUAAAUGUCAUACUGCAACAGGUAAGACAUUUUUAGGUAAAAUUUAUUUGGAAAGUUUAUGUUAACUACGGAAAUCCAUAUGUAAACCUUGCUUCCGUGUCAUAAAGCUAUUUUACAGUUUGAUUACUAUGUUACCGUAGCUGUCUGUAUACGAAGUCAGCCGAAUAAUCUACAGAUUCUGAAGAAAAACUGUCAGGUAUGUAAAGCUUUGUAGUUUUGAUGAGUAAUACUGGUACAAGAACGUUUAUAAUAUGUGUUUAUUGUAGUGCCGUACAUUGCUUUUUAGCGUGUUUACCCAUCACCAUCUCGUCGACGAAUGGAUGUUAAAGGAGAUUGUGAAGAAAUGACAUAUCCCAAGAUUUACUUUGCCAUCGACAACUUUGAAACCAUAUUUCCUGACAUUGUAAUUACCGAGAACGAAUGUGUUUGUGUCGAACUUGUGGCCAGAGAUCGUUUUAGAGAUAAAGAAGCGGUUGUUUUCCUAGGGUCCAUCAGGUUCGACGUCUUAAAGAAACUGUACGAUUCCAGGGUAGGUUUAUAUACCUUAAAAUCACAUGAUAAUAACAAGAAAAAAUUUUGAUUGAUUGUGUAAAAUUACUUGAUGUACUUUUUCUACGGGUACACACAAAGUUUUGGUCAACUGUAAAAAAUUGACUUUAGGGUAACUCCACGUGGACGUGGGCUCAGAAGCUGGUUACAGCUACACAACGUCGUCAUGAAUUUGUAAAGAUGCGUGGGCCUCAUGGUAAAGGCUUUGCCGAGAUGGCCGUAGCUCGUGUAGCUUCUCUUGGCUUCGAAACUCCGAUGAGUGAACAUUGUUUUGAAAUGUCGGGAUCGUAUGACUCAAGAUGGGCUGAUCAACGUCGAAUGUCAGAUACGAACAUAUUCGGCAAGUUGUUACCUAAAAGAACGGCGUUGACACCAGGGCCUUGUCAAGAUGGGAACGCCUUUUCAUUGCAACCGAGGAACCGAAGAUGGCAGAGCGAUGCCGAUAGUAUGAACAACGAUUCUGAUUUUGACGUUAGAAGCGUAGUUUGUAAGUUAUACCUUACUACUUAUUGUGCCUAUAUAUUUUAGCAGAUUAUAAAUUGAAUUUUAGCUGAAACUACAUCACGUCCGAUGACAGCCAGUCAACAAGCUGAUACUGGAAGUAAAUGGUCGUUGAACAGUUUCGGGAAUGCUCUGAGCUGGCUGAAGGAGAAGAAAGAGAUUCCAGCUUUAAAUGCUUACUUAACGUAUGUCACUCUUCCGUGGCGCUCUAUAAUUGAUGGUAUGUUUCAUUAUUCAUUAAAUUUGCAUAUUAAAUGUGACCUUACCUUAUUUUAUUAUUAAUUUACUUAAAACCUUUAUUUAGAAAAGUAUAAUUUCAGAUAUGUUGUUAACAAGCCCACGGAAACCUAUACUAACCUUUGACUUGGACUAUCUGGACCAAUAA